Molecule: messenger RNA, 471 nt
Organism: Closterium sp. NIES-65
Lineage: Eukaryota; Viridiplantae; Streptophyta; Zygnematophyceae; Desmidiales; Closteriaceae
Source: the annotation of a GenBank genome assembly
GUGCUGAGUGUGGUGGCGCCGAGGGUGCCGGAGGGCGUGCAGCUGCGGGUGGACGUGGAUCCCAGCAUUGAGGCGCGCCAACUUGACAAGCACCGCCUCCAGCAGGUGCUGCUGAACCUGGUGGACAAUGCCUUCCGCCGCACGAGCGAGGGCGUGGUGGUGGUGCGAGUGAAGGAGGGUGCAGCGGCGCACCUGCUGCGGGUGGAGGUGCAGGACUCGGGCGAGGGGCUGAGCGAGGAGGAGCGGGCGCGCAUGCUGGAGCCAGUCAUGGACUCCAGCGGCGUCACCGAGGGCGAGGGGGCCGGCCUCGCGCUCUAUGUGGUCAAGCUGCUCGUCGACCUGCAGGGCGGCACGUUUGGCAUGGAGAGCGAGGCGGGUGGCGACAAUCUGCACUGGGUGGAGCUGCCAGCCGCCUCCGCCGGCCCGGUGCCGCCCACUGGGGUGACCCACGACCGCCCCGCCAUCACGUAG